GACUGGGCCAAUGGCCCAGUGAUUUCACCAUCUUUACCAGGCGCACACAUGGCGUUCGUUAGUGUCCACUGGAUAUGGCGUCACUUUGCACCGUCAUUCCGGCCACCCUCUUCCCCCAGCCUAUGGCUGUUCCCGCCAAAAAUCCGAACGUUCAUGGCACUAUUCUGCGCGCCCGUCGACUCUUAAUCCCAACAAAAACAUUUUCAAGGGCUCUUAAUGCAACACAACCUCAGAAAUACAUCUAUCCUGAACCCAUCUCAGAAUUUGCGGCGGCUGAAACCCUGAAAUUUAGAGCUGAGUUAUUGAAGAAACUGUCCAAGGAAAAAGAAACUUUUGGGAAUGACCUUCAAACUGUUGUCAACGUCUGUUCAGAGAGAUGGGCGCCAGGAUUUGGUCCGUCCAGUGAAGUUCAUUGAUCCUGAUGGCCUUGGCUGAUGUCUGUCAUGUCUCAUGGCCUGAAUUGUCAAUUUAUUCAUAAGUAACCUUAAGCAGGUAAUCAAAAAUUCCUUCUCGAAGUGUAUUAAUUUCAUUAUAGCAUUUUUUUUCCCUCUCAAUUGUGGAAAAUAAUUUUCGUUUUUCCUUGUCAGAUUUGUUGUUAUUUAGUAGUUUACUGCUUUCUGUGUACAAGUCACCAUACUCUCGUCUUUAUGUUUCUUGCAUCUAUAAUGCUAUGCAAAAGAGAAUCAAUACUUAACAAAUAUUUACAAAAUUACUGCAAAAAAAUGCUUAUUAACCUGAUCGUUCUUCUCCGAUGCAUGUUUUCGAGUUUCUGGCUCUUGACUGGAAAGCUGAUUGUCUAAAACAACAGACAACUGCUCACCAGAUUUGGGUUGGUUUUCCUUCAUCUUUUCUUUUCCUUCAUCUUUUCUUACUUUUUUGCUUUCAGCACUUUAAUUACAUCUAUAUGUCGAAAAGCAUAAUGUAAAACUUCCAUAUAAACCGCAAAAUCACAAGAACUAUUCAUAAACA
Messenger RNA from Olea europaea var. sylvestris, 969 nucleotides. RefSeq names its product protein PLASTID REDOX INSENSITIVE 2, chloroplastic-like. Lineage: Eukaryota; Viridiplantae; Streptophyta; Magnoliopsida; Lamiales; Oleaceae. The record is from RefSeq and is a predicted model, not a curated record. Bases 75 to 416 code for a protein of 113 amino acids. Gene Ontology annotation, biological process: regulation of gene expression. The transcript has 3 exons.